Messenger RNA from Photinus pyralis (common eastern firefly), 2928 nucleotides. RefSeq names its product oxysterol-binding protein 1-like. Gene Ontology annotation, cellular component: intracellular membrane-bounded organelle; cytosol; membrane. Bases 77 to 2380 code for a protein of 767 amino acids. Gene Ontology annotation, molecular function: sterol binding. The record is from RefSeq and is a predicted model, not a curated record. The transcript has 10 exons. Lineage: Eukaryota; Metazoa; Arthropoda; Insecta; Coleoptera; Lampyridae.
UGACAAUCAUCAGAAAUAAAAAUGGAAGACGUGUCUCGCGAACGUCCCUCUUAAAUAAACAUUCCAAGUGUUAAAAAUGGGUGACAGUGCGAAUUCUAAAACUAUUUCUAGCCAUGGCGAGCCGUCGAUGGAAGGCUGGCUAUGUAAAUGGACGAACUAUUUAAAAGGUUACCAACGUCGGUGGUUUGUUUUGCAAAAUGGACAUCUGUCAUAUUUCAGGGCUGAAAACAAUGGCGGUGUUCCCACACUAUCAAUACGAAGACGAAGGCGAUUCAAGGGGAACCAGGCGGAAAUGGUGCACACGUGUCGCGGGAGCAUAUCGCUACACGGCGCCCUGAUUCACACGGUAGACGCCUGCACCUUCGUGAUAUCGAACGGCGGCACGCAGACGUUUCACAUUAAGGCGUCGUCGGAGGUCGAACGUCAGCAAUGGGUGACCGCGCUGGAACUUGCCAAAGCGAAAGCCAUAAUCUUUUACAGUCGCAACAUGGAGUCGGAGGAGGACGAGGAGGCGGACGAGGCCUCGGGAUCGCCGGAGGAGUGGUCGGGCGUCGUUCGCGAGCUGCAGGCGUGCCUCGACGACCUGCAAACGUGCUCGGAGUUGAUCAGCAAGCACGGCGCCUCUCUACAAAGGGCCUUGGGCGAACUCGAAAGUACAGUCGAUCCCGAUUUGGCGCAGGGCAAAUCGAAGCUCGUCAACGAACGCGCGACCCUAUUCCGAAUUGCUAGUAACGCGAUGAUAAACGCGUGCAACGGUUAUCUGCAGACGGCGACGACGCACGGGCACAAGUGGACGCGUCUGCUGCAGCACGAGCGCGAGCAGCGCCAGCGGCUGCAGGAGAUGGUGGAGACAUUGGCGCAGCAGCACUCGCGUUUGGAGCAGGCGGCAAACGCGCACGCUCACAGGCCAAAUGGCCCCGUAAGCGCGAGCGAGGGCGAGGAGGAGGACGAAAAUGAGUUUUACGACGCGCUCGCCGAAGGUAGCAGCACGCCCGGCGAUGGCCGUUUCACGUUAGACAUUCCAAAGGGCGGCCUGCACCGACGCAGCAGCUCGGACAGUUCGAGCGAGCCCGAGGAGAGCCAGGAGACUCAGCAGGUCGUCGUCGUUACGGGAAAGAGCGAGUCGAAGGCGGCGUCGAGCUUGGAACUGCCCGCCGUGGCUACGACACGCGCCGGUCAGAGGAGGACGCGCGUCCCCGACAAGCCGAAUUAUCCCCUUAAUCUGUGGAGCAUCAUGAAGAACUGCAUCGGAAAGGACCUGUCGAAGAUUCCGAUGCCGGUGAAUUUUAGCGAACCGCUGAGCAUGCUGCAGCGUCUCACCGAGGAUUACGAGUACGCGGAAAUUUUGGAUGUGGCGGCGAGGUGUACGGAUCCGUACGAACAGUUGGCGCAUGUGGCUGCGUUUACAGUAUCGUCAUAUGCGACUACGAGUGUCAGAACUGGAAAACCCUUCAACCCUCUUUUAGGCGAAACGUUCGAAUGCGAUCGUACCGACGACUUGGGAUGGAGGGCGAUAAGCGAGCAGGUUUCGCAUCAUCCUCCUAUGGUCGCGCAGCAUUGCGAGGGUAAAGGCUGGAAGUGCUGGCAGGAGUUUACGAUGACCUCGAAAUUUAGGGGAAAAUAUUUACAGGUUAUACCGUUAGGAAUGGCGCACGUCGAAUUUCCCGAAAGCGGUAACAAGUACUCGUGGCGAAAGGUGACGACGACGAUUCACAACAUAAUCGUCGGCAAGCUCUGGGUCGACCAGCACGGCGACAUGGACAUUGUCGGUAAGGGACAGGCCGCCGGCAUCAAGUGCCACCUGAAGUACAUCCCGUACUCGUACUUCACGCGCGAGACUCAGCGGCGGGGGAAAGGGGCCGUCAUGGAUUCGCUGAAGAACGUCAAGUGGAUCAUUAACGGCACGUGGGACGACAAGGUGGAGAUCGCGCCCGUUAUCGGCAGUUCCAAUACGCUCGAGAAUCCCGUUUACCAGACCGGGGCGGUUACGGUCGCGUGGAAGCGAAGGAUGCCGGCGCCCGACGCCGAGAAGUUUUACAGUUUCACCACUCUUGCCGCGCAACUGAACGAGUACGAGGAGGGAGUCGCCACUACUGACUCGAGAUUACGACCGGACCAGCGCUACAUGGAGAACGGCAAGUGGAACGAGGCGAACGCGGAGAAGGUCCGGCUCGAGGAGAAGCAGAGGGCGACGCGGCGACAGCGCGAGACGGAGGCGGAACGCGCGGCCGCCGAGGGUCGACCGUACAUGCCCUAUCAGCCGAUCUGGUUCGAGCAGGUGAAGGAGGACGACUCGGACACGAUCUCGCACGUGUACAAGGGCGGAUACUGGGAGGCGAAGGAGAAGGGGGACUGGUCGCAAUGCCCGGACAUAUUUUAAUGUUAUUGCCGAUAGUUUAUUUUGUAAACGGCGUUGCUGAAGUCGGGUGCCCCGAAAGAUCUGUCGACGAUGGCAAAAUGAAAUGCUAGACAUAACUUUAUAGUCAAUAAUAAUAAUCUAUCCUAAGUACUACUGAUUUUAAUGAAGGAGCUUCUGAUAAUUUUUCUAAAAAUUGUUUGUUAUGUAAAUAUCUGAUUUUAUCGCAAUGUAAAAAAUUGUUACUUAUUUGUAAGGUCUAUUAUGUUGGUAUCUUUUAGUUCUCUUAGUGGAAAAUCUUUCGAGCAUUACAUGGUGUCAUGGGGAGAAGGAAUUUCUUUAACUCUUGUGAUUUGUUGGGAAAGGACCAUCGAUAUAUGCAACCUACACGAAUUUGUACGCUAUCUACCGAAAACAAAAAUGCGUUUUGGUAUCAUACGACUUUGAUAGAGCGAUUGUUGUUAAAAUGUAAUUUGCAAUUUUUGACUAUCUAUAAUUUGUGUAUGUAAAUACAAUUAUCUGUGCAACAAAGGCUUUCAACAUGUAAUAUUGAAUAAAGUUUAUAACACUUA